GCCUGUCUGUCUCUCUGCCUGUGUCCCUGUCUUCCCUCCUGUCUGUCUGCUCAUCAUGUCUGUGGCUCCUUGUUUCCGGUUCGUUAGUGGAUCCAGGAAACGAGAUUUAACGAGCUUAACGAGAUUUUGCUGAGAGCGGUUGCCCUGUGUGUGUGUGUGUGUGUGUGUGUGUGUGUGUGUGUGUGUGUUUUCUUUGCUUGUCCUCUCUUUGAUUGUUAAUUAUUCAUCCGUCGCUCCGUCAGUCUUUAUGUAACGACGUGAGAGACAGACAGGCAGCCAGGGGAGAGAGAGAGACACGCUGAGAGAGAGAGCAGCAGAAGAAGAAGAAGCAGCACAAACAGGAAGUGAGGUGUGCGCAGACAGGAAGCAGGAAGUGAUGUUUGUGUCGGUGUGGUACGCCAAGAAGAUGGGCCGCCGAUUCAUCAACAACGUGAGGAGAGCCAAGAGACACAGGCAGAGGAUGAUGAUGAACGGAUCAGAAGGAGAGCUGGAAUAUGAAGAGAUCACACUGGAGAGGGGGAACUCUGGCCUUGGCUUCAGUAUCGCAGGCGGGACAGAUAACCCUCACAUCGGAGACGACCCGUCCAUCUUCAUCACCAAGAUCAUCCCAGGAGGAGCCGCCGCCCAGGACGGCCGCCUGAGGGUGAACGACAGCAUUGUAUUGGUUAACGACGUGGACGUGCGUGAGGUCACGCACUCGGUUGCCGUGGAGGCACUGAAGGAGGCGGGGCCUGUCGUCAGGCUGUACGUGCUGCGGCGACGCCCACCGAGCGAACGCAUCACCCAGAUCAAACUGCUGAAGGGCCCUAAAGGUCUGGGCUUCAGCAUCGCGGGCGGCGUGGGGAACCAGCACGUCCCCGGAGACAACAGCAUCUACGUCACCAAGAUCAUCGAGGGCGGGGCGGCACACCGUGACGGACGGCUACAGAUAGGAGACAAAAUACUGGCUGUGAACAGUGUGUGUCUGGAGGACGUUCUCCAUGAAGACGCCGUGGCGGCGCUAAAGAACACAGCGGAGGUGGUUUACCUGAAAGUGGCCACGCCCACCUCGCUGUACACACACCCUGCGGACCGCUACAGCCCCCCCGACCUGACCAGCUCCUACAUGGAGCCUGACUACCUGUCUGAUUACCCACAAGCCCUGCCUCCACCGUCGCCACGACGAUAUUCGCCGAUCUCCCGUGGCAUGAUGGGAGAGGACGACUACUCCAGGGAGCCCCGCAGGGUGUGUGUGCAGCGCGGGGCGACGGGUCUGGGCUUCAACAUUGUGGGUGGUGAGGACGGAGAGGGAAUCUUCAUCUCCUUCAUCCUCGCAGGAGGACCAGCAGACCUGAGCGGGGAGCUGAGGAAGGGAGACCAGAUCCUCAGCGUGAACGGUGUGGAUCUCAGACAUGCGACACACGAGCAGGCCGCCGCAGCGCUGAAGAACGCAGGACAGACUGUUACCAUAGUAACACAGUACAGACCUGAGGAGUACAGUCGCUUCGAAGCGAAGAUCCACGACCUGCGGGAGCAGAUGAUGAACAGCUCCUCUGGAAGCCUGAGAGCCAACAGGACCUUCUACGUCAGGGCUCUGUUUGACUACGAUAAGCAGUGGGACUGCGGCGUCCUAUCACAGGCCCUGGACUUUAACUUUGGGGAGGUCCUUCACGUGAUUGACAGCUCAGACGACGAGUGGUGGCAGGCGAGACGCCUGAACCAGCAGGGAGAGAUGGAGGAGCUGGGCUACAUCCCCUCUAAACACAGAGUGGAGAGGAAGGAGUGGUCACGACUGAAAAACAAAGGCAGAGAAGGUUUUGUUCAGAGCUACGAGCUCGUCACUCAGAUUGAAGUGGAUUACGCUCGUCCCAUCAUCAUCCUGGGCCCGACUAAGGACAGGGUGAAUGAUGAUCUUCUGUCUGAGUUUCCAGACAAGUUUGGCUCCUGUGUCCCUCAUACGACUCGCCCCCAGAGGGAGUAUGAGGUCGAUGGGCGGGACUAUCACUUUGUGUCGUCACGGGAACAGAUGGAGAGGGACAUCCAAUCACAUCGCUUCAUCGAGGCGGGCCAGUACAACAACCACCUGUACGGGACGUCAGUGCAGAGUGUGAGACAGGUGGCCGAGCAGCAGGGGAAACACUGCAUCCUGGACGUGUCGGCGAAUGCCGUGCGGCGGUUGCAGGCGGCGCAGCUCCACCCCAUCGCCAUCUUCAUCCGCCCUCGCUCCCUGGAGAACAUCCUGGAUCUGAACAAGCGUCUGUCGGAGGAGCAGGCCAGGAAAGCUCUGGACCGAGCCAUCAAGCUGGAACAGGACUUCCUCGAGUGUUUCACAGCCAUCGUGCAGGGCGACAGCUUCGAGGAGGUCUACCACCUGGUCAAAACCGUCAUCGAGGAGCAGAGCGGCCCCUACAUCUGGGUCCCCGCCCGCGAGAGACUCUGAUUGGCCGACGGGAGCGGCCGGCCUCGCCGU
Molecule: messenger RNA, 2449 nt
Organism: Myripristis murdjan (pinecone soldierfish)
Lineage: Eukaryota; Metazoa; Chordata; Actinopteri; Holocentriformes; Holocentridae
Gene: dlg4b
Product: discs, large homolog 4b (Drosophila)
Exons: 18
Coding region: 377-2419 (680 amino acids)
Biological process (GO): AMPA glutamate receptor clustering; chemical synaptic transmission; cell-cell adhesion
Cellular component (GO): neuromuscular junction; postsynaptic density membrane; basolateral plasma membrane
Molecular function (GO): ionotropic glutamate receptor binding; protein kinase binding
Source: RefSeq, a predicted model, not a curated record